ACAGGCGCACAGGGACUACCUUGUUACACCGGAGGGAAACAUUGUGUCGAUCUUCGUUCACUGUCUUGAAAACUCAUGUAACUUCUGAAAAAAAAAAAAACAACCACUCACUGAGUUGAAAAAAACUUACUUUGUUCGAAGGUGAUGCGACUUUAUCCGACUGUGGCAGGUUGGCGAGGUGGUUGCGGUCAUUACGCACGAAAGCAGUAGCUGAUCUCAAUGUCUGGCAGGAGAGUUGGAGCUCGAAAGCGUGUAGUUGUGUCUUCCUCUUGGUUUUUGUUUGAAGAUUCACAUAAACCAACAUCUUCACUGGACUCUAAGUUCUGUUCUGAGAUCGUGCGCCACUGAAGUGGAGUCCCUUGUUUUCGCUGCUGAUAACCCGCAAGGAAGCAUGAAUGUUUCUCUUUUCAACAUGACCCAGGGCGUGCUGUUUAAUGGGAGCCAGACCCUUGCCGGGGCUCUGGAUACAUAUUCAAGUAACAGCUCAGAGACCGUGAUGACCGAUGACGGCGGAGGGUCGCUGGUGCUGCUACAGGAUGAGCGCAAACUCUUUGUCAUGCGUGUGGUCCAGAUCGCGGUGCUAUGCGUCCUCUCGCUCACCGUGAUGUUUGGCAUCUUUUUCCUCGGGUGCAACCUGAUGAUCAAGUCAGAAAGCAUGAUUAACUUCCUGGUAAAGGACCGGAGACCUUCCAAAGACGUGGAAACUGUCAUGAUUGGGCUCGGCUAGAGGACAGAGCUCAGGCGCUGUGGGAGACACAGAAUGGGGAUCAGGUGCGGAUUUUAGGAUCUGGAUCUGGACGCACCCGUCGUAGAUGCUUGAUGCGUGUCAAGAUUAACGAUAUGCAAAGAACUUUACUUUUCCUUCCGUCAAAUGACAACAGGAAAGUAUUCCUAAACGACCAAUGUUUGUGCGUAAAGUUUGUGCGUAAACUCCAGGCAGUUGUUUACACGUUUACAACGACUCUUACAUAUAUGGAGUGGUUUUAAUAUUGCCAACUUGAACAAAGUAACAACAAUGUUUACAAGCUGUUACCUCGUGUUUCGUUUUGGUUCCCCCUUCUCUUUAAAAGGAUUUCUAUUUGAAUCUGUCUGCAAGCAUGAUUGUUAUUUCUAUCCCUUCCACGCCUGAAGUAUAAUCCGUGGACGUGAUGUAGGUAUUUUUUUUGAAAACAAAGUAUUUUCUUCCUGGUCUCAUUUGGGUGAAAACACAUUAAACUACCAAUAUUUUGUAGAUUAUUUUUUGAAAAAAAAAUGAAAAUAAAAAUGAUCUCCGUGACAGCUUGAUGGAAGUGAUUGUAACUGUUUGGCAUGCUCGCGGACUGAUCUGUAAGGUGAUUUUUGACACGUUUUGCACUUUUAAAAAUGACCUAUGCUGCAUGAUAUAUUUUGUACCAAAUCGUUGAAACUGCAGCAUGCAAUUAAAUAUGAAAAUUCA
Molecule: messenger RNA, 1435 nt
Organism: Xiphophorus hellerii (green swordtail)
Lineage: Eukaryota; Metazoa; Chordata; Actinopteri; Cyprinodontiformes; Poeciliidae
Gene: rprml
Product: reprimo-like
Exons: 1
Coding region: 392-727 (111 amino acids)
Source: RefSeq, a predicted model, not a curated record